AUGGCUACUUCAGAGAACUCAUCCCAAUCCGGGAGCAGAACCCGUGUCAUUGUCGGAUUAGAUAUUGGAACCACGUUUUCUGGAAUUUCGUAUGCGGUAUUGACGCAAAACCCGGAUCGACCGACAUCCUUCUGGUGGGAAGUUGACGGCAAAAAGUCGCAGAAAAUCCCAACCAAAAUCGAGGUCUCUGAAAUCCCUAUCGAAUGGUUUAAGCUUAGCCUGCUGCAUCGUGAUGAUCUACCAUCGGAUGUACGAAACUCACCCAAGUUUAUUAAAUUAAACAAUACCCGGGAAGCUAUGAAUAUCACAGCCGUCAAUGCUACAGCGGAUUACAUUAGCAAGAUCUGGAAUGUCUUCCGUGACAAGCUUCAAAAAAGAAUCCCCGACCCUUAUAUCCAGAUAACAGUCACUGUUCCUGUGGUUUGGCCUAGAAAUGCUCGUCAAAAGAUGAAUGAGGCCCUCCAUGAAGCACGUAUCCUCAAUGAGAAUGUGAUCUCCAAACUUCAACCUGGACAUGUUGCCAUCGUUUGCGACUGUGGCGGCGGUACCGUUGACACGGGCGCCUAUGAAAUAUGCUCCGUUCGCCCCUUCCGUGUCAAAGAGGUGCUUCCUGGCCAAUGUAUCCUUGCCGGAGCUUGCAUUCUCGACGAUGCAUUCUUGCAACUUCUAAAGGACAAGGUCGAGACGAUGACCUCUCCCCGGGCAUUCCAGGCCUUGACAGAAAAGGAUCUUCACGGCAUAGUCUACAACCACUGGGAGCUUGAUAUAAAGGGGUGCUUUAAUGACAACUUCCCUACCAAGCAUAUUUACCUGCCUAUCAAGUGGGCUGCGAGCCGCCACAAAAGAAUGCCCGUUGGCCAAGGAGACGAUAUCACAUUCACCCAUGGUGAUCUUGCUUCGAUCUUUAACCCCAUUGUGGGAAAGAUCACAAGCCUGAUCGAGAUGGAGAUGCAGAAAAUCUCCAGCUCGCUUUCGAAGGACGUGUCGCACCUCAUCGUGGCUGGAGGUUUCGGCCAGAAUGGCUACCUGCGACAGAAAAUUGUGCAGACAGUGAACAGAGUUUCUCCCACCACCAACAUCCUCGACUAUCCAGGCGGACAAGGCUGGAAUGCUGUGUUUUGGGGAGCCGUUAUCCAGGCUCUCAAAGCACAGGCGAUUCAGCAACCGGUCCUAAUAACCUCCAGAAUCGUCAGAGCUAGCUGGGGAGUGCGUGCUAGCCACGGGAACUCAAUAUUCUGGCUCGUCCAUGAAAAUGAAUCCCUUGACACCACCAGCCCUAAUCUACGACCUAUACCCGUAGAAGCUCUCUCGGCCGAGGAUCCCGCCAGCGGUGACAUUUUCAGUAUUCGUGUCUGCCGCACACAGCAGAAUGCAGGCCAAUACCAUCAAGAUGUCUGUCGACUCAGCUGGAAGACCGUUGAUGUUGGGUUAAAGUCCGACAUGAAUGCUGAUCUGAAAGCCCCUUUGCAGAUCGAAUUUAUAUGGGACGGGGCAGAGAUGGGAUUCUCGCUGAUUUAUGGUGGUGUUCAGCAGAGCUCGGUGAAGGUCGAGCACAGUUGGGAAUUUUGAGCAGCGGUUGCCUUUCGUUAAACCUAGACCCUAUGCCUAGGGUUUGUCAACACAAUUGGUCGUAGUGGAAGCAGAUCUUGGUAUAAAUACCGAGGCUUAUCUGG
Fusarium odoratissimum NRRL 54006 is the source of this 1673-nucleotide messenger RNA. RefSeq lists its product as uncharacterized. Lineage: Eukaryota; Fungi; Ascomycota; Sordariomycetes; Hypocreales; Nectriaceae. The coding region runs from base 1 to 1569 and encodes 522 amino acids. The record is from RefSeq and is a predicted model, not a curated record. The transcript has 8 exons.